Molecule: messenger RNA, 1901 nt
Organism: Arabidopsis arenosa
Lineage: Eukaryota; Viridiplantae; Streptophyta; Magnoliopsida; Brassicales; Brassicaceae
Source: the annotation of a GenBank genome assembly
CGACGAUCACGGAAAAAAGAACAAGAAGGAAGGAAGAGAUGCUUGCGAAACAAACGCCAUUAACAAAACAAAUGCUCUCCGAGCUCUUACGAGCAAGUUCUUCAAAGCCGAAGCAGCUUAAGAAGAUCCACGCGGUUGUAAUAAGGACAGGUUUCUCUGAAAAGAACAGUCUUUUAACUCAGUUGUUAGAGAAUCUUGUACUUGUAGGUGACAUGUGUUACGCACGCCAGCUGUUCGACGAAAUGCACAAGCCGAGGAUCUUCCUUUGGAACACUCUUUUCAAAGGGUACGUUAGAAACCAGCUCCCUUUUGAAAGUGUCCUACUUUAUAAGAAAAUGCGUGAUCUUGGUGUCCGUCCUGAUGAAUUUACUUACCCGUUUGUGGUUAAGGCGAUCUCUCAGCUUGGGGUUUUGUCUUGUGGGUUUGCCCUUCAUGCCCAUGUGGUGAAAAAUGGUUUUGAGUGUCUUGGGAUUGUUGCAACUGAGUUGGUGAUGAUGUACAUGAAGUUUGGUGAACUGAGUUCGGCUGAGUUCUUGUUUGAUUCAAUGCAAGUCAAGGAUUUAGUGGCUUGGAAUGCGUUUAUUGCGGUUUGUGUUCAAACGGGGAACUCCGCUAUAGCCCUUGAGUAUUUCAACAAGAUGUGUGCGGAUGCAGUUCAGUUUGAUUCUUUUACUGUCGUGAGUAUGCUUUCUGCUUGUGGUCAGCUGGGCUCUUUAGAGAUUGGAGAAGAAAUUUAUGAUCGCGCGAGGAAAGAAGAGAUUGAUUGUAACAUAAUAGUCGAAAAUGCAAGGCUUGAUAUGCACUUGAAGUGUGGUAGCACCGAAGCUGCGAGGGUAUUAUUCGACGAAAUGAAACAAAGGAAUGUGGUUUCAUGGAGCACUAUGAUUGUAGGAUAUGCAAUGAAUGGAGAUAGCAGAGAAGCAUUGGCAUUGUUCACUAUGAUGCAGAACGAGGGACUAAGACCGAACUACGUGACAUUUCUCGGGGUGUUAUCUGCUUGUAGCCAUGCUGGACUAGUGAAUGAAGGAAAAAGGUAUUUCAGUCUCAUGGUUCGAUCGAAUGAUAAGAAUAUUGAGCCGAGAAAAGAGCAUUAUGCAUGUAUGGUUGAUCUACUGGGACGCUCUGGUCUUCUAAAGGAGGCUUAUGAUUUUAUCAAAAAGAUGCCAGUGGAACCAGAUACCGGUAUCUGGGGAGCUUUGUUGGGUGCUUGUGCGGUUCAUCGUGAUAUGAUAUUGGGGCAGAAAGUGGCAGACGUUCUUGUAGAUACAGCUCCUGAUAUUGGUUCAUACCACGUACUACUGUCUAAUAUCUAUGCAGCUGCUGGUAAAUGGGAUUGUGUUGACAAAGUAAGGAGUAAAAUGAGGAAGCUGGGCACUAAAAAGGUUGCUGCUUAUAGUUCCGUAGAAUUUGACGGCAAAAUCCAUUUUUUCAAUAGAGGAGACAUAUCACAUCCGCAAUCAAAGGCGAUAUAUGAGAAAUUGGAUGAAAUCUUGAAGAAGAUAAGAAACAUGGGGUAUGUUCCCGAUACGGGUGCAGUAUUUCAUGAUGUGGAAAUUGAGGAAAAAGAAUCUUCUCUUAGUCAUCACAGUGAGAAGCUCGCUAUUGCAUUUGGACUCAUUAAUGGGAGAGCAGGAAAUCCUAUACGGGUUAUGAAGAACUUGAGAACCUGUGAUGAUUGCCACGUUUUCUCCAAGUUUGUUUCCAGGCUUACAUCAAGAGAGAUCAUCAUGAGAGACAAGAACAGGUUUCACCACUUUAGGAAUGGUAUCUGCUCUUGUAAAGAGUUCUGGUGACUUCACUUAUUGAUGUUCUGAUUAUCAAGAGAAAAUCUGAUGAGAAAUGCAUCCACAGAUUUUUAAAGUAUCUGAAGCUUUGAAUAGUAACAAAAGACCAGUUGAUGC